Molecule: messenger RNA, 5880 nt
Organism: Tupaia belangeri chinensis (Chinese tree shrew)
Lineage: Eukaryota; Metazoa; Chordata; Mammalia; Scandentia; Tupaiidae
Gene: CDK5RAP2
Product: CDK5 regulatory subunit associated protein 2
Exons: 40
Coding region: 167-5842 (1891 amino acids)
Biological process (GO): negative regulation of centriole replication; regulation of mitotic cell cycle spindle assembly checkpoint; microtubule bundle formation
Cellular component (GO): microtubule plus-end; pericentriolar material; mitotic spindle pole
Molecular function (GO): microtubule binding; gamma-tubulin binding
Source: RefSeq, a predicted model, not a curated record
GAAAGAUGGCGGCAGCUGCGGUUUGAAUUCCAGCGGCGCCGUCAGAAGCUGAACAGGAGCUGGGUUGGAGGGGGCGGGGACCUGGGAAGCCCGGCAGGUCGCAGCAGCUGGGGGAACCCGUGGCGCCGUCGCUACGCACACCAACGCCACCACCGCCUCUGUGUCCAUGAUGGACUCGGGGCUGGAAAAGGACGUCACCCUCCCCGGGACUCUCAGCGGUUGCAGUGGACUUGUUCCCAACUUUCAAAAUGACUUAGAUGGCGUCAACCCCAGUGCUGGCUUGGGGAAUGGGGUGCUCCCAAACGUGUCGGAAGAAAUGGUGUCUCCCACCAGAGCACGGAACAUGAAGGACUUUGAAAAUCAUAUCGCUGAACUGAAGAAAGAAAACUUCAACCUGAAGCUCCGUAUCUAUUUCCUUGAGGAAAGAAUGCAGCAGGAAUUCGAUGGCCCCACUGAACAAGUCUACAAAACUAACAUCGAACUCAAGGUGGAAGUAGAAAGUCUGAAGCGAGAGCUCCAGGAAAGAGAGCAGCUGCUCAUCAAAGCCUCCAAAGCGGUUGAGAGCUUAGCUGAAGGGGGCGGCUCUGAAAUCCAGAGAGUGAAAGCAGAUGCCCGGAAGAAGGUGCAGCAGGUGGAAGAUCGUCUCACCAAAAAGAUAAUCCUUUUGGAAGAGGAUGUGAAAGCCGCCCAAGCAGAACUGGAAAAGGCCUUUGCGGGGACCGAAACGGAGAAGGCUCUUCGGUUGAGCUUGGAAAGCAAACUUGCAGAGAUGAAGAUGAUGCAUGAGGGGGACCUGCAGAUGGUUCUGGUGCUGGAAGAGAAAGACAGACUGAUUGAGGAGUUGAAGCUCUCUUUGAAGAGCAAAGAAGCUUUAAUUCAGUGCCUUAAAGAGGAGAAAUCUCAGAUGGCAUCUCCUGAUGCGAGUGUGUCAUCUGGAGAGCUCCGAGGACUUUCUGCUGCUCCGAGGGAAGGAAAGGAUAGAGAAACUGAGGCUGCACAAAUGGAGCAUCAGAAGGAGAGAAAGCACUUUGAAGAGAGGAUCCAGGCACUUCAGGAGGACCUGAGAGAGAAGGAAAGAGAAAUUGCUACAGAGAAGAAAAAUAGUUUAAAGAGGGAUAAAGCCAUUCAGGGUCUAACUGUGGCAUUAAAAUCAAAGGAAAAAGAGGUUGAAGAACUUAACUCUGAAAUCCAAGGGCUCAGUGCCGCGAUUGCUGCAGGCAGAGAGGCCCCGCAGAAAGCACAGACCCGGAAACUCCAGGGAUCUGAAGAUUAUGAGGCUGCUCUGUCAGAGAAGGAAGCCCUUUUGGCUGAGCUGCACUCGGAGAACCUGACCAAGAGUGCAGAGAACCACAGGCUGCGUAGGAACAUUAAGAAGGUCACUCAGGAGCUGAGUGACUUGCAGCACGAGAGGGAGAGACUAGAGAAGGACCUGGAGGAGGCCCGUCGAGAGAGGAGCAAGGGAGACUGCACCAUCCGUGACCUCAAAAAUGAAGUUGAAAAAUUACGCAAUGAAGUGAAUGAAAGAAAGAAGACAAUGGAGAAUCGUUAUAAGACUCUUUUGAGCGAAAGCAAUAAAAAAUUACACAGUCAAGAGCAAGUGAUCAAACGUUUAACAGAAAGUGUCAAUCAAAAAGACUUAUUGCUUCAGAAAUUCAAUGAAAAAGAUUUGGAAGCAAUUCAGCAGAACCGUUGUUUAAUGACUGCGCAGGAUCUCGAGUUCAGGAGCGAAGGCUUAAUAACAGAAAAGUGUUCUUCUCAACAGUCACCAGGCAGCAAAAUCAUCUUCUCUGAGGAUAAGCAACAAUCAGACUAUGAAGAACUGAUUCAGGUCUUAAGGAAAGAGCAGGACAUCUAUACCCAUCUGGUAAAGUCUCUGCAGGAUUCAGACAGUACCAACAGCCUGCAGGCCGAGUUGAACAGCAUUCUGGCCCUGCGGAAACAGCUGGAGCGUGAUGUGCUCUCAUACCGGAAUUUGCAGAAGACCCUGGAGGAGCAGAUCAAUGAAAUUCGGCGGCGGGAAGAAGAACCAUUUUCGUUUUAUAGCGAUCAAACAUCUUAUCUAAGUAUAUGCCUUGAAGAGCGUAAUCAGGUUCAAGUGGAACAUUUUUCUCAAGAAGAACUUAAGAAAAAGGUCAGCGACCUUAUCCAACUAGUAAAGGAACUGUAUUCGGACAACCAGCACCUGAAGAAAACCAUUUUUGAUCUCUCCUGCAUGGGUAUCCAGGGAAAUGGCAGACUCGAGUCAACAGAACAAACAGAGCUUCUGGCUAGAAAGGAGGACAAGGACACAAUCAAAAUGGAAGAAGAUGACGAGAAUAAUUUCCUGAGUGACCAGCAUUUGGAGCAGAGUAAUGAGAUUAUGGAGGACUAUUCCAAAGGAAGAUGCAAAAAUGGAUAUUUAAAGCACAUGGAUUCCAAUAUUUUAGACCACAGCGAGGCUCCCAAACCCAGCUGCCCCGGAGAUCAGAGUAUGGAAGAAGGCAAGCUAGCGGACCUGCUUGCUCCUUUCUUCAGUGAGAAGGCCACAUUGUUGCUGGAGUCCAGACCAGACCUUCUGAAAGCACUACGUGAACUGCUUCUGGAACAAAUAUGCCUGGCAGAGCAGGAAGUUUCUGGAGAACGCCUUGAUGAUAAAACUGAGAAGACAGUUAAGCAAAUGGACAUUGAGUUAAGGGGAGAUCGUGGACAGUUCACCCAAGCCAGCUCACCUUGCAAGCCACACGGUGAACUGCAGUCGGCUUGGGAGACCCAGCUCGCCAGGGCGGGUGAAGCACACAAGGUGGAGCUGAGAGACGCCUCGGUGCAGACGGUGGCUGUCGAGGGGAAGACAGAGGCUGGGGACCAGCGGCCAUCCGAGGCCGUGAUCAGUACUGAGCUCCUGCCCCAGAACAUGUACAAGUUGCCAAGGCAGCAGGCCGCUCUUUCCUGUCCUAGUGGCACCAACAAAGGAGCUAAGAAGUCCCGCUUGCCGAUCCUAAUCAAACCAUCCAGGCCAUUAGGAAGUGUGUAUCAUCUCCCUGCCAGCCAGGAGGUGGUGGCCCAGCUGCAGGGCCAGAUUUUGGAGCUGCAGGGGAACCUGAAGGAAUUUAAGACUCGCAACAAGCAGCUUCACCAAAAGUUAAUUCUGGCUGAAGCGAUGAUGGAGGGGAAGUCAACGCCUGAGAAAACGCUCCCGGAUGUGCCUAUAGCUCAGCCCUUUGUGGGAACAGCCUACCAAGACAGCCCAGAAGAGGAAAAAGGAAUGAAAGCCACACCCUCCAUCUGGAGAGACAAGGAAAUGGACAAUGAUCAGCAAACAAACUACGAGAUCGACUCUGAAAUUCCCUCACCUGAUGACCUUGCCAUCUUGCCAGCACGCCAAGAGAUUCCUGAAGAUUUUGUGGACCCAACUUCAGUAGCCGCUUCUUAUUUGAGUUCUAAGAAUCAGCUUUCCAUUAAAAGCAGUAUGGUUGGGAAUUAUCAGCCUGAGAAUAUCGAUACCUCAAAUGAUACAGAAUGUUUAAAACGGAAAAUCCUUGACUUGGAAACUGAGCUGGAAGGCUACCGGAAUUUCCUGUUUCGGCUUCAGAAGCACUCUCAGUGCAGUGAGGCCAUUAUCACGGUUCUGUGUGGGACAGAAGAGGCCCAGGAGGGCUCAAACAAGCCCAAGGGAAGUACUGAUGAAGAAGAAAUGACGUUUUCAAGUUUGCACCAAGUGCGAUACGUGAAACACAUGCAAAUCCUCCAUCCACUGGCUCCAGAGAUGAUCGAGGGCAGGAUGCUAGAGAAUCUCAAACAGCAGCUGGUGGAGCAGGAGUAUGAGCUGCAGAAGGAGCAGAACUUGAACAUGGAACUUUUCAGCGAAAUCCAUAACCUGCAGAAUAAGUACAAAGAGCUUUCACCCUCAAGAUACGAUUCAUUAGUUCAGUCCCAAGCCAGGGAGCUGUCCCUUCAACGGCAGCAGAUUAAGGAUAGCCAUGACAUCUGUGUCAUUUAUCGUCAACAUGUGAACACCAUGAUUAAGGCAUUCAAGGAGUUGCUGCAGGCCAGCGAUGUGGAUUACUGCGUGGCCGAGGGUUUCCAGGAGCAGCUGCAUCAAUGUGCUGAACUGCUGGAGAAACUGGAAAAGCUGUUUCUCAAUGGAAAAUCGGUUGGAGUAGAAAUGAGCACCCAGAAUGAGCUGAUAGAGAGGAUUGAGGAAGACAACUUAACCGACCAGCAUAUUCUACCCGAGUCUCCUGAGCCUUCCACCUCUCAUGUGUUGUCUGAUUACGAAGCAUCUGAAAAGUCUUCUUUCUUCUCACAAGACCAGAAGCAAGACAGUGAGGCCGAGAAGACUUCAGUUAUAGCAAACGAUUUUUCUCAAGACUUACUAAUGCAACAUAUACAGGAAAUUCGAACUUUGAGAAAACGUUUAGAAGAAUCUAUUAAAACAAACGAGAAGCUACAGAAACAGCUGGAAAGGCAAGGGUCUGAAUUUGAUCAAGGUUCUACUUAUGGCUCAGAGCUGCAUAGUUCUCUGACAUCAGAAAUUCAUUUCCUAAGGAAGCAGAAUCAGGCCCUCAAUGCGAUGCUCGUUAAGGGCUCCAGAGAUAAACAGAAGGAGAAUGAAAAAUUACGAGAGUCCCUCUCCAGGAAGGCUGCGAACCUGGAGCACCUUCAGCAAGAGUAUGCCAGUGUGAAGGGAGAAAAUGAAAGGCUGCAGAAGGAAGUCAGUGAGAAGGAGAGGCACAACCAGCAGCUGAUCCAGGAGGUCUGCAGCAGCCGCAGCGAGCUGAGCAGGGUACAAGAGGAGAUGGAGUUGAGUCAGCAGUUGCUCUCACAGAAUGAAAAGCUCCUCCAGUCCCUCCGAGUGGAACUGAAGGUGUAUGAGAAGCUGGAUGAAGAGCACAGGAGACCAGGAGGGGCCAGAGCAGAGGCAUCGGGAGAAGGCCAGAAGAGACAGAGUCCAUUCAGUGACCUGCAUGGCCUCCUGAUGGAGAUCCAGGCUUUGCGGGUACAACUGGAAAGGAGCAUCGAAACCAACAGAGCCCUGCAGCACAGGCUGGAGGAGCAGCUGGUGAAUGGGAUGAAGACAGCGCAGGCAGGAGCCCUCACCCUGGCCGUCCUAGCCCCGUCCACCCCCGAGCGGUCCCUGCAGCUUGACAAACAUGGUGAAAAAUGUCUCAUGGCAAGUGAUAACUCAUUUGAUCUGUUUGAUUCUACCCUAGCAAUGAUACCAAAGUCAGCUUCAGAGACUCUUCCACUAUCUGGAAAUGACAAGGACUCCCUCUCCAGUGACAGUGGCAGCUCAGUGAACAGCACCCUGUGCGUGCCACCCCCAGUCACUGGCUGCUGCUUGUGGGCUAGCGAGAGUGGCUGGGACCGCACCGGGCCGGGUGUGGGAGUCCGUGAGCAGAUUGGCCAAGGCCAGCGGCUCCUUGCUAAGAUGGACAACCAGAUACAGGAUGUUCCCAGCCCCACGGACCAAGAGCUGGAAACCAAGCAGGGUUCACNCCAGGCGCCUCUGAGCAAGUUCCUCACCAGUGUGAGCACAGCCAAGCUGGUCCUGGAAGAGGCCUCGAGGUUACUGAAGCGGCUCUGGAGAGUCGCACUCCCCACAGGUGGCCAGUGUACCCUACACUGUGAGCAGAUCGGAGAAAUGAAGGCAGAGAUCACCAAACUGCACAAAAAAUUGUUUGAACAAGAAAAGAAGUUGCAAAGCACUGUGAAGCUUUUGCAGCUGAGCAAGCACCAGGAAAAAGUCAUCUUUGAUCAGUUGGUUGUGACCCACAAAAUCCUUCGGAAGGCCAGAGGAAACCUGGAGCUUAGGCCUGGGGGUGCUCAUCCGGGAACAUCCAGUCCCAGCAGACCAGGCUCCUGAGGAGAACUUGCAGCCAAUAAAGCUUCUACUUCCCCUAC